Molecule: messenger RNA, 3063 nt
Organism: Archocentrus centrarchus (flier cichlid)
Lineage: Eukaryota; Metazoa; Chordata; Actinopteri; Cichliformes; Cichlidae
Gene: fam8a1a
Product: family with sequence similarity 8 member A1a
Exons: 5
Coding region: 113-1054 (313 amino acids)
Source: RefSeq, a predicted model, not a curated record
GGGAGCUAAUGAACGGGGCAAAGGGAGGAUUACCUGAGGGCUGAACGGAUUUUAAACGGUUUUCCUGCUAAUUCAGGCAACCCUGUGAAGACGCUAAGACAUAUUUGUGACUAUGACGGAUGCCAAAAGCCGCGACGGUCCUGAAACCGACACAGGACAGCCUCAGAGCAGCGCUACAGCGGAAUACUGCGCAAAGUUGCAGCAGUGGAUGUGGCAGUAUUACUGGGGGUAUGCCAACUGGCAGAGCUGGGUGGCUCUGUCAGCCUUCUCCUUCCCUCCGCCGCACAGCUUCCCUGCACCGGGGAUAAGCGCUCAGACACCCGGCACACCCGCUUCGACCGCAGUGGGCACUGGGCAGCAAGUGUUUGACACACGAAACUGGUACAGCUACUAUCCUUUCGCAUCCCCCGCCGCGUUCUUUCCUCCCUUCCCGGCUGGGACCGAGCAGAGCUCAGCCACGAACCCGCCCCCAGGUGCCGACGCCCGGCCUGGCCAGCAGCACAACGGGAACCCACCUCAGGCAGGACGAGAAUACACCAUCCCCUCUCCUCUCCAGAGGUUCCUAGCAGAGACUGUGGACUUUUUUAUCCUGUUUUGUGUGAAGGCCACCAUUGUGUUAUGGAUCAUGUACCUGAGUGGUAUGAAGGACAUUGCCAAAUUUAUAACCCACUUCAUUGUAGAGGAGAUAGAUGAGAACACAUCUCUGGAGGACCUACAGAAGAUGAUGGGUGUUGCUCUGGUCUACAGGGUACUGGUGUGUGUCUAUGAGAUAAUUUGUAUUUGGGGUGCCGGUGGUGCUACUCCAGGGAAGUUCCUGCUUGGCCUGCGGGUGGUGACGUGCGAUACAUCAACUCUUGUUCGACCCAACUGUGUUCUUGUGGUUCCAGCAUCUAACGUGUCCUUCUCAGCCUCUACCGUGCGGGCUUUGAACAAGAACUUCUCCAUUGCUUUCCUCUUUCCUGUCUUCAUCACCCUCCUCUUCUUCCAGCACAACAGGACUGUGUAUGACAUUGUGGCAGGGACCAUAGUAGUUCAGCGCAGAGGCGGCAGAUAGCAGUAUUAGACUUUUUUUCAUAUAUAUCUAGAAAAUUUUAUUUAAAGCAGAUUUACUAACACUCGCAAGGGUGACUUUGCUGGACAAAACUUGGAAUGCUCUUUAAGAUGAAAUAUAUAUACAGACUUAGAACUGGUACAGUGGGAUGACAAACCUCUCCUGGUCUAAGACAUUUAAAGGUGCAAUAUGUAAGAUGUGUAAUUUAAAAAUUAACUUGCAUUAUCAGCACAGUUUCAAGAGAUUUGAAGAAAUCUUUCACUUUAUGUCAGAGACUUCUACAUGUUAUGUUGCAGAAAUGAAAUGCAGUGCAAUCUGUGACGGCAGACAGAAACACUGUUUGCUUUAUUGUCCUUGUGCUAUAAAAAUAAAAUUAAUUCCAGUUCAGCCAAAAAGAUAUUUUUGAAAAUAUUUAAGUUAAAUCUUCAUAUUCUCUCAUUUUUGUGAUUGUAUAUAGUCUAAUUUGGCACAGCUCCAGCACAGUUAGGAUGUUGGUCUUUACUUGCCAGCAGUUUUAUCAUCACUGCAUGCACACCACUGCUGUUACUGUGUCCCAAAGUUAAAAGGUUUUAGUUUUAACUAAAGUUUUAACUUUUUAACAAGCUGAGGUUGGCAGAGAGAGAAAGCCAGCAAGCGGUCCCAAAGUGGACACAGUGUAGUCGGGCUCAUCUACAUCAACUCUUAAGUGGGUAGCAUGCGUGUGUCUCCAUGUCUUCUCUACUGCAGAGCAGGACCAAGAGUCACAUGGUGAAAUAGAAAGCAUAGGAGAGCAGCAAAGCAAGUGGAAACAAGUGAACAUGAUUUAGCUAAACAACAUAAAUCUUUUUGUUUUUCUGGGGCACCAACUUAAUGCACUGCACUGACCUGUCACAUCUCAGGUUUACUUUUACUGUCAUUUCUUUAUAAACAAGAGGGAGGACAAUGUUUCUGUAGUCGGGGGUCACAUGCACUAAUAUGCAUUUGCAUAGAAGAGCAGCAGCACACAGGAAAUUUGAUUUAAUUCUGUUAAGGACGCGAUUGGAAGCAAAACUUGCAAGGAAUGAAGAAUGACCCAAAACACUAAGCCCCUCUUAUUUUCACUUAAAAACACACAUUUUGGUUGUUGUGCUUUUGUUACCUUUUAUUUUUAAAAUUAUACAGAACAGAACAUGACUAUUUUUGUCAGCCUCUUCUCUCUGCAAAAAAAGAGAAUUUAAUUUUCAAAUUAAAAGACUUUGCAAGUAAAAAACUUUGAGUCACUUGUCGCUCUUUUCUAUGCAUAUGUGGGGUAUGCAAAGCGAGACAGUGUGCGAGGCUCCUGAAUGCCACACUGUCCCAAAAAUAAAACCAGUGGCAAAGUGAGUCUACAGCCCUGAGGUCGGGCUGAGAAUCAAAAACUGUAUCUGGGCAGUAUCCAGGCAAGAGGAAUUACUACUGCACCUUUUCACUAAACCUUUUACAAACUGCACCUUUAAUUCUUACCAUUAUCAAUAUAAAUAUGCUCUGAUGACACACUGAAGUAUUAUGAUGCUUCUUAAAGCUUAAGAAGUUGCUGUCAUGGAAUAUCCUGCAGCUUCUCAUGUGAAUUUUAAUAAGUGUGCUACUGUAUGACACAAGCAAUUUUUUUUUUUUUUCCAUAAAUCUGAAAAGAUUUGAUGACUUUUACCUUUUGUGAUUAUCUUGGUGCAGUAUGCAAGAUUUUUGUACUAUUAAAAAUGCAUAUCCACCAUUUUGGGAUUGCCUAAUUUUUCUACAAACUGGAACAAUUUAUUCUUUUUUCCUCUAUAAGAAAAAGUUGAAUUUAACGCACUGGCAAGUUGCACAUGGGUUGCAUUAUUAUAGUUUGAAACUUGGCAACAUCUUUUCUUCUUUUCCUUAAGAUAAUCAGUCAAAUGUCUGAUUUAUUAACACUGAACAGAACAUGCAACGCUUCUUUCUAUGUGCACAUGGAUCUUUUAAUGAAGCAUUUUUUGAUGUGAAAUAAAAUAAUACUCUUUCUUGGGGUGUGUAUGGAGUUCAAAAAUACUUCAAAA